Messenger RNA from Haemonchus placei, 816 nucleotides. NCBI's taxonomy places the organism in Eukaryota, Metazoa, Nematoda, Chromadorea, Rhabditida, Trichostrongylidae. The record is from the annotation of a GenBank genome assembly.
AUGUCAAAACGUGCUCUGCCAGAAACACUUGCUUAUUUGAAAACUGAGCUUCAAGCUGUUCAAAUGGAAUUUUACAAUAAAGUGGCCCAUAACAGCAAACCAAACGCCUUUCCAUUGUUUUUCGGUAAGUCAAUAGAAGGUGGAAGUCGCGCAUUUUUCGGGCUACCUCCUCUUAUACCAGACUGGAAUGAAACAGAAAUAUGCAUUGAAUAUCUGGAUAAGUAUUCAUAUGAAUUGGAAGAGUAUCGGCAAAGCGGCUACAAGGCUCGAUGCACUGCAGAAGAGGUGCAAUGGCCCAUCCUUCAAUGGCUAGCUGCCGAACCACCAUUGAUUUGUGAUUUUACCAUGGUAGCCCAAGAUUGGGAUGUUGGUUUUGUUUUUUAUAAGAACUGCACGGGAUUCAAAAGGGCUGAAGCAGAUCACAUAUGGAGGCCAUUUGAUGUCCGGAUGGAAGAAACCUACACUCUGAGAAGUCUUUACUAUAAGUAUUGUGGUGAACCACAUUUAUAUAUGUUGGAGUAUAUGGAGAAAUUCAUGCGUUCUUAUCCAGGCGUACCAAAAAUAUGCCAUGUUUGGCCCGUGUAUUUGGCUCACGAUACCAUGAAAACUAUCUACCAUACUGAUAACCAGUUCUUGGACUUUUUUAAACGGAACACUGAAUACUUGAACGACGCUUUUCUAUUUUUCUUUGCGGACCAUGGACCUCGGGACAAAGCAACAUACAGUGCUACGGAAACUCGGGACGGAGAUGUCUCACUAUAUGAGAUCGUUGUUCGUUUCACCCCGGCUGAUGGAUAUUUCAUGGUAACUCAAUGA